AUGUCCCUUCGCACAUGCCUUGAUAUCGGAAACUGGCAUUCUAAAACGCCAGUGGAAAAAGCUGUGGACAUUUUUGACUUCGACUAUAAAUAUGGAAUUAGCCCUGACGUUACUUCGUGUUAUUUUAGGGGCAUUUCAGACCGAGUCGAUAGCAGUUUCUAUGUCCGUGAUGACAGAGGGUAUGAGUUCAUACUUAAGAAAUACGUGGAGAACGUACUUCAAGAGAACGACCAACGUAUUCGUCUGAACGAAACCGUUAAAACGAUCAACUACACUGACACCAAUGUGUCUGUAACUACCGCAAGCGGGAAGAUCUUCACGGCUGACUUCGUGAUUGUUACUUUCAGUAUCGGAGUAUUGAAGAGCGGUUCUGUGACUUUCAUUCCUCCACUACCUGACUGGAAGAUGGACAACCUGUUCCGAAUCAGACUGGAGAACUACGUCAGCGUGUACCUUAAGUUUCCUGAGACAUCGGCAAGAUUCUGGGAUAACACUGAAUUCAUCCUCUACGCAGACAAAAAACGUGGCGUGUAUCCUGUUUGGCAGAACUUGGAAGCUGAAGGACUGUUCCCGGUUGGAACCAACAUUCUCCAGAUGGUGACCCAGGGAGAAGAGGAGAACAGGAUAAGUCAACUCACUGACAGUGAUGUUAAGGACGAGGUGAUGGCGAUAUUGCGGAGAGUCUACGGUAAUGUAGCCGAACCUGAGGAUGUUUUCAUUCCGGACUUGAAGAACAAUCCAUUGUACAAGGGAUGCUUCUGCAACAUGGAAACAGGAACUCUUAGUCCCAAAGUAUUUGAUGCUAUAAGAGCACCAGUCGGGAGGAUCUACUUCGCUGGGGAAGCGUUUAGUUGGAAUGUGUCUUGUUAUGUUACUGGUGCUGUUGAAAGCGGAAUCCACACGGCUACUAAGGUAACUGAAUGUUCGAAAGGAACGUGCGAGGUUUAUGAUCCGAGAGAGCCAGGUCCGAGUACCGAGUCCCCGACGGUUGCAGCAUGUCCAUCGGGUGGGUUUCGACAGGACGGAGACAUAAGAAGAAUGGCCGUGCUUGUGGGCAUCGUGGUGCUUAUUGUUUCAUGUACAUAGUAACUGUAGGAUGGGUGGAUACAGGUGGACUGAAGACGUUCACAUACCAUCAAUCUACCAUAUGGAAACAGCUAUCAUCCAACAUAUAUAUUCUGAAUACUUGUUGUGAAUGACUUAGUUGAUAUUUCGAAUGCAUGUUAGUAUUAUAUGCAGAA
Haliotis rufescens (red abalone) is the source of this 1241-nucleotide messenger RNA. Its product is annotated as polyamine oxidase 1-like. Bases 1 to 1086 code for a protein of 361 amino acids. Gene Ontology annotation, molecular function: oxidoreductase activity. The transcript has a single exon. NCBI's taxonomy places the organism in Eukaryota, Metazoa, Mollusca, Gastropoda, Lepetellida, Haliotidae. The record is from RefSeq and is a predicted model, not a curated record.